Molecule: messenger RNA, 1572 nt
Organism: Protopolystoma xenopodis
Lineage: Eukaryota; Metazoa; Platyhelminthes; Monogenea; Polystomatidea; Polystomatidae
Source: the annotation of a GenBank genome assembly
AUGACACUGGCAUUUCAUGCACCCCAACCGACAACCAGUUUCGUCGGUCCAUCUAUCGGACUGAACGGCGGCGACGGCGGUGAUCUACACUCGUCUUGUCUCCACUCACAGACCGGUCAGGUCGGCUCGGUCAAUUCGGUGGGUCCGACUGGAUCUUCGAAGCACAACUUUCGUCGUCAGGCGAACGGGGUUACAGGGAAAAAAACCACUCGCACCGACCAACCCGAGACCUCUGGUGAAGCUGGUACCCUGCCUGUGCCCGCGUUAGCAACUGGAACGGUCGCCACGGGAGCGUGUAUCGGCGCCAUGGUGACAGGAGUCUGCGAUUGUCUCAGCCUGACACAGAAUGGGAAACGACGAGGUCGAAAGCCGGGACUGAAUAGCACGAUGGCACAACGUUGCGCUGCUAAUGCUCGUGAACGUUCACGAAUGCGUGUUCUGUCCGGCGCUUUUGUCGACCUCAAAAGCGCUCUGCCUUGGGUGCCCAAAGAUACGAAGUUGUCGAAACUGGACACACUCAAGUUGGCGGCCGGAUACAUCGCUUAUCUGAAACGAGUCCUCGAGUCAUCUGGGCCCGGAGAACUCGAGUACCAGUUCGCCGAUGCUCUGGGACCCGGAGAGUCCGAGUCCUCGGGCCAGCAUUUGUCGCAGGCCUCGCCUGAACGUCUCUUUCAUCAGGUUGGUCUCUCGGGGCCUGUCUAUGCCUCGGUGCAUCAAGUGCUACACCACCAUCACCAACAACAGCAUCAACAUCAGCAUCAAUAUCAGCAUCCUCAUCAACAUCAUCCUCCUCAUCCUCAUCAUCAUCAUCAACAACAGCAACAACAACAACAGCAAAUUUCCACUUCAGCACAGCCUCAUCUUCAACAGAUGGGUGUCACGAGUCUGCGGCAGAUUUCGCAGACAACUACGCUUGAUGCUGUGUCGGAGCGAGACGUUGGCAUGACGACACUCCGAUCGGCCGAUUUAGAUGCAGGCUAUGGCUAUCGUCAGUUGAUUUGGCCGGGACAAUUGGUUGAAGAUGAAUCACCAUCGCUACCGGCCAGAGGAGGCAAUCGGCUACGUAGGCCUCAGUCGAGCCUGACCAGAACGAGACUGGAUCACUGUCCUGGCGAAUACGACUACGAUGAUGCCGAUGAUGUCGAUGAUGUCGAUGAUGUCGAUGAUGUCGAUGAUGACGAUGAUGAAGACGGCGGGGGUGGCGGUGAUGAUGAAGAUGAUGAUGAUUAUGAGGGAGAUGAGGAGGAGCUGGAGAGACCUGCCAAUGAAACGGAGGCUAAUGACGGGGAAGAAGGUGACGAGAAAGGGUACGAAGGGUACAUGAAAUAUGCCAGAACGGAGGGAAUGUCAGAGGAAGAUUUGAAUAGACACAACCGUGACAAAACAGAGAUGGGGGAGCUGUACUCGGAGAGCUCGGAGGAGCCUCGUCUUCUCGACCGAUUGACCAGACACUUUCUGCCCGGUCAACAACCGGAGGCGACACCGGCCGAUAGCACCAGCGGUAUCGGCUACAUUGAAGCAGAACAGGCCUAUUCUCGCCUCGUCACUACGAGCCAACUCUGCCGCCUCGGC